AUGAAACUGAAAGAAGGGAAAAGAUCCAGUAGAGAUACAAGCUACGCUUUCCACAUGAAUGAGCAGAGCCAGAGCAGCAGAGAGUCCAGCUAUCUCAUUGGAGAAGAAACAACGCCUGCAAAGAGAUUCAAUUUGUUCCUGAGGCGGCGUCUGAUGGUAAACCCAGAAAGAAGAAAAGAGUUUGAACAAAAUCUCAUAAAAACAGGUCUUGAGUUGGAAACUGAAGAUAAAAGGGACUCUGAAGAUGGAAGAACUUAUUUUGUCAAGAUCCAUGCCCCUUGGGAGGUAUUAGUUACUUAUGCUGAAGUGUUGGGAAUGAAAAUGCCUAUUAAAGAGAGUGAUAUUCCUCGACCUGAGCACACUCCCCUAAGCUAUAUGCUUGGGCCUGUGAAACUCCCAGCGAAUGUGAGGCAUCCUCAUCCAGAAUAUUUCACUGCCCCAUUCAGCAGACAUCGGCAGGAGCUCUUCCUCAUUGAUGAUCCAUCAAGCUUCUUUCCAUCCUCAUCAAGAAACAGAAUUGUAGGUAGAGAAGACCUUUGAGCACGUCCCUUCCAGUAUGGGAUUAUUCCACUGUAUACAUAUACCACAUUUUCUUUUUCCAUUCAUCCACUGAUGGAUGGCCAAUAUUGGAAGCCAUCAGAACCUCCUAAUCCUGUCAAUGAAAGGUACAUACUUUACCAGAAUUGGGCUCGAUUUUCCUAUUUUUAUAAGGAGCAGCCUUUAGAUUUGAUUAGGAAUUAUUUUGGAGAAAAAAUUGCUAUCUAUUUUGUUUUUCUUGGAUUUUACACAGAAAUGCUGUUCUUUGCCGCUGUAGUUGGCUUAGCUUGUUUUAUUUAUGGUUUACUAUCAAUGGAACAUAACACCAACAGCAUGGAAAUCUGUGACCCUAAUAUUGGAGGUCAGAUGAUCAUGUGUCCACUCUGUGAUCUAGUGUGUGAUUAUUGGAGACUAAAUAGUACCUGUUUAGCUUCAAAGUUCUCCCAUUUGUUUGAUAACGAAUCAACAGUGUUCUUUGCAAUAUUCAUGGGAAUUUGGGUCACAUUAUUUUUGGAGUGUUGGAAACAGCGACAAGCCAAACUAGAAUAUGAGUGGGACCUGGUGGAUUUUGAAGAGGAACAGCAGCAGCUUCAGCUAAGACCUGAGUUUGAAGCUAUGUGUAAACACAGGAAAAUGAAUGCAGUAACUAAGGAGAUGGAACCUUACAUGCCUCUAUGUGCUCGUCUUCCAUGGUACUUUUGUUCAGGAGCCACAGUGGUAUUAUGGAUGUCUCUUGUCGUCAGCAGCAUGGUAGCUGUAAUUGUGUACCGCCUGUCAGUCUUUGCUACAUUUGCUAGCUUCAUGGAAAGGGAUGCAUCCUUAAAGCAAGUCAAAAGUUUCCUUACUCCCCAGAUAGCCACAUCACUCACAGGAUCGUGCUUGAACUUUAUUGUCAUCUUGAUCUUGAAUUUCUUUUAUGAAAAGAUAUCUGCCUGGAUUACAAAAAUGGAAAUUCCUCGAACUUACCAGGAGUACGAGAGCAGUCUUACCUUGAAAAUGUUCCUGUUUCAGUUUGUAAAUUAUUACUCAUCCUGCUUCUACGUAGCUUUCUUUAAAGGGAAGUUGGUGGGCUAUCCUGGAAAAUACACAUAUAUGUUUAAUGUGUGGAGAAGUGAAGAGUGUGAUCCUGGAGGCUGUCUAAUAGAAUUAACAACCCAGUUGACCAUCAUAAUGAUUGGGAAACAGGUUUUUGGAAACGUUAAAGAAGCCAUUUAUCCGUUGGUUUUGAAUUGGUGGAGACGCCGAAAAGCUCGGACCAACUCUGAGAAACUAUACAGUCGAUGGGAGCAGGAUCAUGACCUUGAACGUUUUGGACCCCUUGGGCUAUUCUAUGAAUACUUAGAAACAGUUAUUCAAUUUGGAUUUGUUACACUAUUUGUGGCCUCUUUUCCCUUGGCUCCUCUUCUUGCUCUCAUAAAUAAUAUAGUAGAGAUUCGAGUGGAUGCCUGGAAACUUACUACUCAGUACAGGAGAACUGUAGCUUCUAAAGCUCAUAGCAUAGGUGUUUGGCAAGACAUUCUUUAUGGAAUGGCUGUACUUUCGGUUGCAACUAAUGCUUUUAUUGUUGCAUUUACAUCGGACAUCAUUCCUCGUUUAGUUUACUACUAUGCCUACUCAACAGAUGCCAUGCAGCCUAUGAAAGGAUAUGUGAAUAACAGCUUGUCAGUAUUCCUGAUAGCUGAUUUUCCAAAUACUACUGUACCUUGGGAAAACCGAGACUUCACCACUUGCAGGUACAGAGAUUACAGAUAUCCUCCUGAUCAUGAGAAGAAAUAUUUUCAUAAUAUGCAAUUCUGGCAUGUCCUCGCUGCUAAGAUGACCUUCAUCAUAGUUAUAGAACACGUUGUGUUUUUAGUUAAAUUUCUGUUGGCCUGGAUGAUACCUGAUGUUCCAAAAGAUGUUGUGGAGAGAAUCAAGCGAGAAAAGUUAAUGACUGUCAAGAUUCUCCAUGACUUUGAGCUCAAAAAAUUAAAAGAGAACUUGGGACUUAAUUCCAAAGACUUUUCCAAGCAUUUCAUGAUUGAGGAAAGCAAAGUAAAUCUGGCUGGAUCAACAACCUAA
Molecule: messenger RNA, 2598 nt
Organism: Propithecus coquereli (Coquerel's sifaka)
Lineage: Eukaryota; Metazoa; Chordata; Mammalia; Primates; Indriidae
Gene: ANO5
Product: anoctamin 5
Exons: 21
Biological process (GO): chloride transmembrane transport
Cellular component (GO): plasma membrane
Molecular function (GO): chloride channel activity; protein dimerization activity
Source: RefSeq, a predicted model, not a curated record